AUGUCUCCCAACUCCCCGCUUCGAAGCGUUGGUCCCUUAUCCUCCCUCUCACUGCAAUGGACUGACGACGAUGACAAGAAUGUCUGGGGUCUGCCACCAUGUCCGAAACGGAUCCCUCAAGCGCUAUUCAGCUGCUCUAUGCAAAAAACCUUAAAAGAGCACUUUGAUGUCUAUGUGCAUGCCAUCGAGCAUGAGGAGACCGACGAAUUCUGGGAGUGGUUUAUGGACAUAUGGGUGCGAUUGUACCCAGAAACUGUUACAAAUCACUGGGCAAAGGAAUACCAAGCCAGCCGGAUCGAGACCAGGCUGGAUCUUAUGGGCAGCCAAAUCGCCAAAAAUGAGCUUGCGAUGUAUAAGUUCAUGUGCAGUAUCCCAGAGUCUGUCAGCGACGAUUCGGUGUCAUCCAGUACUAGCGAGGAUUCGACAGAUCAGUUUUUAUCAGGUGACGAUGAUGACGACGAUGCAAGCACUCUCUCUUCUCAGGUUAGCUGUUCGACUUCACUUCUGGCUUGGGCGGAUGAUGGCCAUGAUAUCCUCUUGACUGAUGGCAAACAAGGGAAGAAAGCGAAGAAAGUCGGGUUGGAGUUAAAGAUGAGAGCCAAGACGAGGCUGUUGUACUGGCAAGUGGCGUUGCCUGUCAGGAAGUGA
Molecule: messenger RNA, 648 nt
Organism: Desarmillaria tabescens
Lineage: Eukaryota; Fungi; Basidiomycota; Agaricomycetes; Agaricales; Physalacriaceae
Exons: 3
Coding region: 1-648 (215 amino acids)
Source: RefSeq, a predicted model, not a curated record